Talaromyces atroroseus is the source of this 1284-nucleotide messenger RNA. RefSeq lists its product as hypothetical. Lineage: Eukaryota; Fungi; Ascomycota; Eurotiomycetes; Eurotiales; Trichocomaceae. The transcript has 3 exons. Gene Ontology annotation, molecular function: serine-type carboxypeptidase activity. Gene Ontology annotation, biological process: proteolysis. The record is from RefSeq and is a predicted model, not a curated record. The coding region runs from base 1 to 1284 and encodes 427 amino acids.
AUGGAAACAUGCUGUAUAUCGACCAACGGAACGCUGGACCUGGUGAAUGGAAAUAUCAUCCCUCAUUUUGACGUCGAGGGUCCGUUAAACAAGACAGGAACGUUUGGGAGUCAAACGCUCCUGUCCACUGCAAACACCACCGCCAACGCUGCGCGGCAUCUCUGGAACUUUGCCCAAGUUUGGCCCCAAGAGUUUGACAUCUAUAAGGACAAGUCUGAGAAUGACCGAGUCGGCUUAUGGACGGAGUCAUAUGGCGGUCGCUAUGGACCUGGCUUCGCUGCAUACUUCCAUCAGCAGAAUGAGAAGAUUGUCAAUUCCAGUGACACCUUUACACAGAUAAAUUUUGACACCUUGGGGGUCAUCAAUGGGUGCAUCGAUCUGCGCACACAGGAAACAGCUGACCCAGAUUACGCCUAUAACCCAAACAACUUUGGAGUUACUGCGAUUAAUAGAGACCAAUGGACUGACGCAAUCGAAGCUUUCGAGAGACCCAAGGGCUGUAUAGACCAGAUAGACAACUGUCUUCAGCUUGCCGCAGAUCUCGACCCAGAUAUGUAUGGGAAUGUUACAUUGGUCAAUGAGGUUUGCUACAAUACAAGCACCAAUUGCCAAGCAGAAGUCGAGGCGCCAUAUAUCUUCACCAGCAAAGUCCAACAGGCUCUAGGGGUCCCCGUUAACUUCACCUUGCUCUCGAACAAUGUCGGAAAAGCAUUCAACCUUACGAGUGACUACUCGCGACGAGAUCCCUUGGGCUCUAUCGGAGACAUUGCCUAUCUCCUCGAGCACAAUGUCCAAGUGGCAUUAUUGUACGGAGAUCGGGAUUUUGACUGCAACUGGGCCGGAGUAGAGCGAGUCAGCAUCCGAUACGAAUCCUCUGUCGCAUUUCAAGCAGCUGGGUACGCAAAUAUUACCCAUGACUCGGAUAUUUGGGGCCAAGUUCGUCAGCAUGGAAACUUCUCAUUCAGCUGCAUCUACCAGUCCGGCCACAUGAUUCCCUCGUAUCAACCAGAGGCGGCACUGGAGGUCAUCCGGCGCGCCAUGAACAGCAAAGAUGUAGAGACAGAUACUCUGCCACCAGCUCCGGCCCCAACAUGCUACCUUUGGGCCCUGAGUGGCACAUGUGCGGAGAAUCAGAAGGAUGCUGUUGGAGACAACAUUUCUAAGAUCGAGAACUAUGUAAUAACGUAUCCGGAACAGCCGAGUGGUACUUGUCCGAAUACGCCUACGUCUGUUGCCUCCAACGAUUCUGAGUUAUUUGGUUUUCAUAGGCCUGGGGUCUUGUAG